This is a messenger RNA of Manis javanica (Malayan pangolin), 3657 nucleotides long. NCBI's taxonomy places the organism in Eukaryota, Metazoa, Chordata, Mammalia, Pholidota, Manidae. The record is from RefSeq and is a predicted model, not a curated record.
AUGACAGUCUGCGUCGUCACGCCAGCGUAUAUGGAACAGGAAACAAUUGCUCAGACACACUGGCGUACUGCCCAGCGUAGGCGACAACAUUCAGGUGCUCUCCGAGUUUGUUCUCUGUCAGAAUCUUCGAGCAUUGGAAGGCCCCCAAGAAGGCCCAUCUUACGUUCCCCUUCGGUGCUAUGUGAGUUCUGCAGAGUUACAAACAUUGGAUCUGGAUGGUCUGUGAGAAACAACAAGACGAAUGUGAAUUCCAGUGAUUUCAGUUUUUUUAGCGAAGGACUUAUUAAAACGUGGGUGGAAAUUCUCCGGAAUAUAUUCAUGAACACUUCUCAGGAUCUCCCUGAAAUCAUUCUAAUACUGUCUUUGAUCUGCACAGUUGGAGCAUUUUUAAAACUACGUUUGAAAGACUUUCCAAUUCCUCUCCCUGUGAUAUUGUUUUUAAUUGGAUGUAGUUUUGAAAUACUAAGUUUUACAUCUGACCAGGUCCAAAGAUACACAGAUGCCAUACAACAGAUGAAUCCACACUUAUUUUUUAAUAUAUUUACACCUGUAAUUAUCUUUAAUGUUGCAUUUGACAUGGACAUUUACAUGUUCCACAAGUUAUUUUGGCAGAUACUUUUAAUUACAAUUCCUGGCUUUCUGAUGAAUUAUAUUUUAGUUCUUUGGUAUCUGACAUCUGUGAAUAAGUUACUUUUGAAAACCAUCCCAUGGUUAUUAUUUUCAUCUAUCCUUGUGAGUUCAGAUCCCACGCUGACUGCAGUUGCUGUAAGAGACCUUGGUCUUUCUAGAAGCCUCAUCAAUUUAAUUAAUGGGGAAAGUCUGAUGACCUCUGUAAUGUCUUUAAUUAUGUUUACUAGUGUGGUAGAUCUUAAUUCUGGCCAGCAAAGGGAAAUGAACUUUUCCUUAGCCCAAGCCUUCCUGAGUGAAAUCUGGUCAUACUUUAUUGCAAGUUUCUUGUUUGGAAUUCUAAGUUCGAAAUUGAUUCAAUUGUGGCUGUCUACUGUUUUUGAUGAUGAUGUCAAUUAUAUCAGUCUCAGCUUUUCAGUUGUAUACCUCAUCUAUUUUAUUUGUGAGCUAGUUGGAAUGUCUGGAAUAUUUACCCUGGCCAUUAUAGGGCUUUUUUUAAAUUCUACAAAUUUUAAACCAGGAGUUGAAGCACUUCUUCUCAAAUUCUGGAAUUGUCUAUCAUUUGUUGCCCUUCUUAUGGUGUUUACUUUCAUUGGACUUUUAAUUCCUGCACAUACAUAUUUAUCUGUAUCAUUAUCUGAUGUAUAUUACUUAUUAAAUACCUACUUCACACUUACUGUUUUAAGACUUCUGGUCUUUCUAGCCAUGAGCCCUCUUUUGUCUCGAAUUGGACAUGGGUUCAACUGGCGCUGGGCGUUCAUAAUAGUCUGGAGUGAAAUGAAGGGGACGCCCAACAUCACCAUGGCCCUGCUACUUGCCUACUCGGACCUUCCUCUGGGAUCAGAGAGGGAAAAAUCUCAAUUAUUAUUUCAUGGAGUGUCAGUAUGCUUAGUUUCCUUGAUUGUCAAUAGAUUGAUUUUGCCAACGGCAGUUAGUAAACUUGGUCUCCUUGAUGUCACAUCAACAAAAAAUAAAUCACUUUAUUAUACAUUUCAACACUUUCAAGAGCUUACCAAAUCUACAGUCUCUACACUCAAAUUCGACAAGGAUCUUGCUAAUGCAGAUUGGCACAUGGUUGAGGAAGCACUUAUACUUCAAAACCCAUAUGCGUUGAACCAAGGAGAAGCAACAGGCCAUCAAAAGAUGAGAUGUCCAGACUGUAACAAGGAAAUAGAUGAGACCCUUAACAUUGAAACAAUGGAGUUGGCCAAAAGGCGUCUCUUGUCAGCACAAAUAGCAAGCUACCAGAGACAGUACAAGAAUGAGAUUCUGUCCAAGAAGGCAGUUCAGCUGCUGGAAGGUGCAGCAGGAAGCUUUGGUGACAAGAAGGGAGAAUACAUGAGUCUUGAGGCAAUAAAGAAAUAUUAUGAAAGCAUAAAAUUUCUUGGAUUUAUUAGAAAACUAUUGCUCAAGUGUGUGUAUAAUACUAAAAAGGGAAAAGGGACCCCAUCAAGAUAUUGCUUUCUUCAUGUAUGCCAUAAGAUUGUAUUUACUGAUGAAUUUGAGUAUGUUGGAUACCUUGUCAUACUGAUGAAUAUGUUUCCUAUUAUAAUUUCUUGGAUAUCUGUGUUAGGAGAUAUCUAUAAGCAUGAAUUAAAAUACUCUAACUACCUUUUUCUUGCAUUUUAUAUCCUGGAAGCCCUAUUAAAGAUAGCAGCAAUGAGGAAGGAAUAUUUUUUACAUAUCUGGAACAAAUUUGAGUUAGCAAUUAUAAUUUUGGGCAUCAUAGAUGUAAUUCUUACUGAGACAAAUUCCAUUGAUUUUACUUUUGAUGUGACUCAAAUGGUGGUCUUUAUGAAACUUCUUCAGCUUGUUCGAGUAUUACGAAUUUUGAAGCUUGUAACACCAAAGUUGCUGCAAAUAACAGAUAAAAGGAUUAGUCAUCAGCUGUCCUUUAAGUACGCAAUACUAAAAGGGUAUGUCCAAGGUGAAGUAGACACAAUGACCAUAAUAGAUGAGAUUGCAAGUUCUGAAGAGGUUAAACAGAUGCUGUUAAGGAGGGUAACAAAGAAUACAGGACAUGCUAUGGAAGAGCUAGGCUACUUUGAGUAUGAUCAUCCAGAAAUCACUAUCACUAUGAAAACAAAGGAAGAGAUUAAUGUUAUGCUUAAUUUGGCUACAGAAAUUGUUAAUGUUUUCAGGUUAAAAGGAAUUAUUCAUGAAGUUGAAAGUUCUGAAAUUGAUAAGGAAAGAGCCAGAAUUUUAACAUUUGAUUGUGAAAAUGAUGUAUUUGAAGAAGGUGAUGAGCCCAAAGGAAUUUAUAUAAUACUUUCAGGCAUGAUAAAGCUUCAAAGAUCAAAGCCAGAUUUGAGAAUUGACGAAAUACUCUGGGAGUCAGAGGAGAAAGAUUAUGAGAUAACUUACACAGACUAUUUGAUCAGUGGGGAAAUAAUAGGAGAGAUAAACUGUUUAACUAAUACUCCCAUGAAAUAUUCUGCUACCUGCAAAACUGUAGUGGAGACAUGUUUUAUUUCCAAAAAUCAUUUGUAUGAAGCUUUUCAACACUACUGUCCUCACAUUGAAUAUAAAAUGUGGCUGAAACUUGGACUUUCUAUUACUGCCAGAAAAAUAAGAGAACAUUUAUCUUAUGAGGAUUGGAACUACAAGAUGCAAUUAAAACUCUGUAACAUUUAUGUAAAAGAUAUACCAAGGAACACCAAAACUAGUAUCUAUAAUAAAACUGUAAUUUACAUCAUUCUCAUACAUGGAGCUAUAGAAGAUUGUUACUUACGAAAAGCUUAUAAGGCACCUUUCUUAAUUCCUAUACCAUGCUAUCAAGUCCAAGGCACUGAAGAUUUCACAAAGGUAAUGAUAGUUCAAACUUCCACUGAUGUGAAAAAACUCAGAAGGAGCACUAGAAAGUAUGUAUGCUCACAUAAGCCAUCUCUUCCAUCCACAUCAGUGUCUGCAAAGAAAAUGUAUGAAGAUGACCAGGAUGAAACAACUAUUGAGUGUUUUGGUUCCCCGGACAGAGUACAGAGUACUGCCACUGUCAGAAGUCCCAGUGGUCGGUCCCCUGCUCUAGACUAG